AUGACAGCGAUGCAUUCUCUUCCAUCAUUGCCAGCAAAGCACCAGGACUUUAUUGGCUGGAUCAACAAUAAUCAGGAUACCCCAAUUGGUCAGCUUAUUAAGCCGUACAAUGAGUAUGAAGCGGUCGUUCGUAAGCUGUUUGCUCAGGAGCCGUCGCAUCCAGCGCUGAGGGACAAUCACCUCAAUAUCGUACCACUUUAUGACACGACUGAGAAGACCAUUGUUCCAAGUCGGCCUCGAGAUCCAUCCUCAGAAUCACCUGACCUUCACGAAAAAUAUGUCAUGCCCCUGAAGGCAGAAUCUCGUAGGGCCUAUGGCGAUCCUGCGGUGGUGUCGAGCUUGGAGGACUUCCGGAAUAAUUUCAACAUCUUCUCGGAAGGAUCUUUGAGUGACAUGGAUUGGAGCAAUGUCGUCGUCGCCGGAAGUGCCGUGGUGACGUGCCUGAUGCCAGUCCCGGAAGAGCACCGUGGCUCAAAGCGUGCCUUACGACAGUUCUACCAUGACAAGUACGCACCUGCUUCUGACGUCGACCUCUUCUUGUACGGCUUGACCGAAGAAGCAGCAAUUGAAAAGAUAAAACAGAUUGAAGACAAGAUCAAAAACGCCAUUCUUUAUGAGACGACAACCAUACGAACCAAGAACACAAUUACUAUUGUCUCACAAUACCCCACACGCCACGUACAGAUUGUCCUUCGUAUAUACAAGUCUAUCUCGGAGAUCCUGACCGGGUUCGACGUUGACUGUUCCUGUGCCGCUUUCGAUGGUAAGCAAGUUUAUGCUUCACCACGUGCUCUUGCUGCCUAUAUCACCCAGACGAAUACGAUCGAUCUCACUAGACGCUCGCCAUCUUAUGAGAAUCGCCUUUCUAAAUACUCACACCGAGGCUUUGAAAUAUUCUGUCCACAGCUAGAGCGGUGUCGUGUCGAUCCAACGAUCUUUGAGAGGAGCUUUUCAAGGACUGUUGGUCUAGCGCGUCUUCUAGUUUUAGAAAGGUUGCCGAAGUCAUCCGAUAGGGAUGCCUAUCUAGAGCAGAGACGAGAGGAGCGCGGCCGUCCGGCUCGACAACAGCAGAUGCGAAGCCUCGGGUCACUGAAUGGUAACAUUAAAAGUGAGUGGGAAGAUGAAACUCCUGAAUGGAUGGAGGGCGAUGAAUAUUCAGACUAUCAUACUAUGACGAUUCCCUACGGGCCGAAGUUCCAUGCUAAGAGGAUUGAGCGGCUGGUCUAUACGAAGGACUUACUGCUCAAUGCAGAAUGGAACAAACCAAAGGACAGGGACGUCAAUCUGCAUCGGCAUCCUGCAUUUUUUGGUAACGUGGAGGAUGUGAUCUACGACUGCUGUGGUUAUUGCCCUGAACCUGUGACUCCGGAGGAAAAGGAAGUCGCAGAGAAAGAAAGCAAAAACUAUAUCUCUGGAGAUAUCUCAUUCAUCAAAGAUGAUCCAGGGCGCCAGGAAAUUGGCAGCUUUAACCCUAUUACGGAGACCGACUGGACAGAAAUGGCUUAUGUGGGUAAUACCGAGCACCUAUGCCAGGCCAUAGUCGACCAUGAUCUCGCUGCUGUCAAGGAAUGGCUUUCUCAAGAAGAAAGGGAUCCGAACAGUCGCGACUAUACGGGACGCACCCCGUUGCAUCUGGCUUGUAUGGCUUCUACACCAGAUAUUGUACAAUACCUUGUCGAUCACGGGGCGAGAUUAAUCUCUCGCUUGGCAGAUGGCAGGACUGCUUUACAUAUCGCAGCUGCUAGAGGAAGUGCUGAGAUUAUUAGAAUACUGCUACACAAAAGCGAAGAAAAUGAAGCCGAGGAGGAUAAAAGGCAGGAGCUUCGCAAAGCAAAAGAAGCCCAAAAUAGUCAACAUGGUGCCGAUGAAGCGCAAAGCGAGCCAGAUGACAUCGAAACAGUUAGCAUGGAAGCAGACGCAACCUCAUAUACCUCUGGAUCAUUUGUCAAAGUCCAGAAAGAAGGUGACGAUGCCACUAGCGCGGAGAGUCUACCCGAAGAUGAGAAUGCGCAAGAACCGGAUAUCUAUGAUAUAAAUGCCGUGUCCUGGGACAGCCAUACAUCUCCUUUACACCUUGGCAUACUCAACGGCCACGUCGACGUGGUAGAAGAACUCGUUGCGUCCUUUGGAGCUGACGUGUUGCUCCCAAUAAAGUUGCUGAACAGCCAUAGCAAUAGCUCAAGAGGUGCAAUUCUAACACUGGUACUCACGCUUCAACUCCCUCUAGAAAAGGCUAAAGCGAUGACCAAGAAGCUUCUUCAGUUGGGUGCUUCGCCGGCCCAGGCUGACCUCAAAUACAACACGCCCUUACAUUAUAUUGCUGCUUCAACAUAUGACGACCUUAUUGAUGUCUUCCUCGAGCAGAACGAACCAGUCACACUGAAAGCUAUCAACCAUCUCGCCUUUGUCGGAUAUUCCUGGAACCCUGAUGCCUACUCCGCAUUCAUGACCGCAAUCAAUGCAAAGAACCCAAUCGGUGCGUUGAAGCUUCUCCAAGCUGGCGCCGAACCUUCGAUCGACUUUGGGAAGUUUGUGAAAUCUGGUCAGGUACUGGACGGCAUACGUACAAAUUCAUCAGAAAGGAAUCGUGAAAUUUUCAGACACAAUUUUACCCAGCCCGUUAUCCUAGCUGUUCAGAAAGAAUUACCAGAGAUCGCUCAAGAGCUAGUGGCUCGCGGCGUUGACCCGAACACAUUAUCACCAGAUGGAUAUAAAGUUGAAGAUGAUGACUACGUGCGAGACAGUCUCCACGGUAAAUCGCUCCUGGAUUGUGUCCGUGAUAAGAUCAAGGAAUUGCAACAAUACCAAGGAGAAGUUGUUGACUUAACUCCGCCACGGGCGCUUGAGCCUGAUUCCUUCUACCUUAAGGAUUUUGAAGCCAACACAUAUCAAUUGUGGACAGCGGAGCGGGAAUUGGGCAAGGCAAAGAAAUCAUACCAGAAACGUCUGAAAGUAUAUGAACAGGAAGUCAGCGAUUCUGAGAAUAGGAAAGGGGUGGAGUCGAAACUCCACGCGAUACGGGACCUAGUUGAACAAUUCGAGAAACUAGAAACUGCCCUGUCCGAGAAAGGUGCCAAGACGUUCAAGGAAUUGUUUCCCGAUUUCAAAGCACCGGAUGAUGAGGAUGGGUCAUCAUCACCAAACAGGGACUGUGAUGACCCUUUCGAGCUGGAAUUUACAUUCAAUAUAUCUGAUCUCACGGAUGAAAAGAAGGAUGGAUAUAUCAAACUCUUUGAGGCAGCCUGGCGUGGUGACUUAGACACCAUUAAGUCUCUAACUCUGGCCAUGUGGGGCGAGGGAAAUCAACAGCCUCCGUUGCGAAUGGCUAUAACAGACUCUAACAGACUCUCGCCCUUUUCAAUCGCAGCACUUCGGGGUCACUUGGAUGUGGCGAAAGCAAUCUUGGAUAUUGUUCAAGCACAGUAUAAAGAAGAGGAGCCCAGUGGCCACGAGAGGUUUGAGAUAGGCAGUGAUUGCAGUGAUGAAGAUAUGCAGGAUAGUGGCAAUGUUCGCAUUUACAGCGAGAUAGUUGAUGACAAGUUCACCAUAGAUGACAUAGGUGAGGUGGCCACGCAGGUGGAGUGUCAUAUUACUCCACUUGAGGUACUAAAGUGGUAUUGCCCAAAGUCCAAAUGGUUCACCAGUCCUGAUGUCAAGGCUAAAUGUUGCGAGAGCCCCUUUGGAAAGCCAUCUGAUCUCCUCGAGUAUGCCGUUUGGAUGGACAAUGUCGAGUUGCUUGUCUUCUUACUUGACAUGGGAGAAGAAUUGACUUCUAGAGACACCAGUUCUAAGUUCACCGCUUUUGGAGUGCCGAAUAAAACGGUUCAUCUAGCUAUAGCAGAGGGUCGACUCCGCUGCCUUGAAGAACUUAUCAGGAGAACAGGAGCGGACCUCCCACUAGAUGCUCUUGUUCACGAAAGUGGCGUCCAGGUGCAUGAAAAGCCAGAAUACUAUCAGGGGCUCUCUAUUCAUGGAAAGAAGAGAGCAGACUGGGCAGCUGCUGGGCGCGGACAACUGCGCCAUCACACCAAUAAAAGCUCGCCCUUACUUGUUUCCGCCGUGCUGGGUAGUCUGAAGAGCACUGAAUGGUACAUGAGCACUGCUCCAAGCAGGCAUUAUGUCGAGUUCUCCAGGACCCAUGGGCAGGACCAUAGGCUGAAGCUCCUUGCAAAGUCAACCAGUGGCAUUGAAAAGUCUCUAAUGAGCUGGCUAAAUGCAAAGAACAAUCUGGUCUUGCAUUGCGCCAUCCUUUCUACGCCGACGUUGGAGUCCCGACAGCUUGUCGAGUAUCUUGUUCGGGAGGUUCCGGAGUGCCUGGAGACUAGGUCCGCAGGAAGAUACACGCCAUUAGCCCUUGCGUACUCUUUAAAUAGAGCAGAUUAUGCCGAUAUUCUUAUCAAAGCAGGUGCGAGCCAGACAGUUCGGGAUAGCAGAGGUAACAACCUCAUACAUCUGCUGCUGUGUGGGAUUGAUGGCGACACUUCAGGAAAGCCAGGCAAUAUCGAGAGACUCCUUAGCUUGCUUGAUCCUCGAUUGGUUCCUUCCUUACUAGUGGAACGCUCAUCAGAUGAACCGGGAUCUGUCACCCCAUUUGCCCGCUGGAUGCAUCAUGCCUAUUUUGAUGGAUCCGACGCAGAUAGGCUGAUUGAUAUUGCACGCAUUUUCCUUGAGUUUGCCGAGAGUGCAGAACAGAAACACUUGGAACUGCUUGAUGGCACAGGUAAUACACCUGUGCACUACGCAGUAAAACAUGAACUCGUCCCGAUUCUCGAGCUGAUGUUGGACCGUCGUCCUGACUUACUCUAUCGUGAGAAUGCCACCGGAAGCACACCGCUAGAGCUAGAAGAGGACGCUUGGACACUUAGAGCAACCUCGGACCCACCUAGCUUUCGAGCUCGCGAUCGAUCUUGGAAUGGCCGCUGGAUAACGGAUGCAAACAUGGUUGAUGUGGACCCAGAGUCCUUCCUUCCUGACUCAUGCCCAUCGGAGAAGAGCUUACGCGACGUAUGCCGUGAAAGGGCUAGCGGCCGCCCGGAAAAGCGGAAGCUAGUCACCUUAAAUGAAGCGAAUGAGGUGGCAAAGCGACUUGCCGUACAGAAGUCCAGUCGAUGGGGACAACGUGAGGGCCAAGGGUUUACAGAAACGGAUCAAGUAGCGAGAUGGUAUGGUCGGUCUGACCGAGAGGACGAGCUGACCGACGUCAUGGAAACUUGA
Aspergillus caelatus is the source of this 5214-nucleotide messenger RNA. RefSeq names its product ankyrin repeat protein. Lineage: Eukaryota; Fungi; Ascomycota; Eurotiomycetes; Eurotiales; Aspergillaceae. The transcript is spliced from 6 exons. Gene Ontology annotation, molecular function: protein binding. The coding region runs from base 1 to 5214 and encodes 1737 amino acids. The record is from RefSeq and is a predicted model, not a curated record.